AGUUCAGUGUAACAGACUGGCAUCUACUCUUUAAGGGAUGUUGGAUGGACGUGUUUUAGGUGUUUUGGACAUAUUUGCUUUAUUUUCAGAAUAACUGGCAAGUUUGACCUUUAAUGUACAUGUAAAGCCCAAAGAGACUCAUUUGAGACUGAAGCGUCACUGUUGAGACAAACAUGAGUCUCCUGAGACACAAUUACUGAAACCAUCCCAAACAGACUCGCUCAGAUCAACACGAGAGUCUCAGGAUCAGAUCUCAGAUCUACAGUGAAUCAUGGACUUCAGUGGAAGCUGGAAACUGUGUGAACAGGAGAAUGCAGAGGCGUUCCUCAGAGCCAUCUCAGUUCCAGAGAUUUACAUUAAAAUGAUGAAAGAAGUGAAACCUCUGACAACGAUUCAGCAAAACGGAGAUGAAUUCAGCAUCUGUGUGAAAACUCCCCUCAGGAGCAACACAAACACCUUCACCAUCGGCACCGAGGCCGAGUUCAACACCAUGGACGGCAAUAAGAUCAAGGCAACAGCUCGACUCGUCGAUGGAAAGAUUGUGAUUGAAUCGGAUAAAUUCACACACGUGAGGGAGAUCCAGGGCGAGGAGAUGAUCGAGACACUCACAGCUGGAAGUGCGACUCUCAUCCGGAGGAGCCGGCGCGUUUAACAGUUCAAUAAUGGAUGUUAAACUUUUAAUCUUUAAAUUUUUUUUUAUCUUUUUACUGUCUGAUAUGCAGUGAGAUCCAGGCAGAUGAAGACGUUGAUGAAACAUUUUAUUUUGUUGAAUGAAGAAAAUAAAAAUUAAAUAAAGUAAUAAUCAAUAAAGAAUAAAUGAUAACCUACUUUGAA
Molecule: messenger RNA, 834 nt
Organism: Megalobrama amblycephala (Wuchang bream)
Lineage: Eukaryota; Metazoa; Chordata; Actinopteri; Cypriniformes; Xenocyprididae
Gene: fabp10b
Product: fatty acid binding protein 10b, liver basic
Exons: 4
Coding region: 272-652 (126 amino acids)
Biological process (GO): fatty acid transport
Cellular component (GO): cytosol; nucleus
Molecular function (GO): fatty acid binding
Source: RefSeq, a predicted model, not a curated record